Messenger RNA from Ostrea edulis (European flat oyster), 7493 nucleotides. RefSeq names its product SH3 and PX domain-containing protein 2B-like. Gene Ontology annotation, biological process: superoxide anion generation. The record is from RefSeq and is a predicted model, not a curated record. The transcript is spliced from 8 exons. Gene Ontology annotation, molecular function: phosphatidylinositol binding; superoxide-generating NADPH oxidase activator activity; protein binding. Lineage: Eukaryota; Metazoa; Mollusca; Bivalvia; Ostreida; Ostreidae. Bases 2410 to 5250 code for a protein of 946 amino acids.
AGUAUUGAAUUUUAUUUUUUGACUUUAUAUAUAUAUAUAUAUAUAUAAUAUACAAAGCACUAAAAUAACCAACAACACGAACAACCAGAUUGUGAAAUUUUUGGGACGACCCGUCCCUUCUUCAGGACAAACAAAAAGAAUUACAUAAUGUGGCCAAUAUUAACAGAGAAUAAUAACAAAAACUGCAUAUAAAUACAUCUAGCACUACAACUACACUAAUUUACAAACAUAUUUACAACGCAGACUACGUUUUUUGGUUUUUAGGCUUGCCAAUCAAUGUUAAUAGCAGAGCGAUUGAAUUAGGACAUGCCUUAUUUGUCCAAAGAGCUGAUCCAAAAUUUUAUUGAAACAAAACACCGUUUGAUAUGGCACAUACGCCUUUAAUUUAUUAAUUUCAUAUAAAGUACCAGGCGAUUUGCACAAUAUCCCUGUUUCUGAUUGGUUCUGUGAAGAAUGGAGGAAAUAUUCAAGUUGAUUAUUGAUUUGGGGGUUAAAAAAGUCCCAUAAAUUAGCUCAACAAACAGUUAUUUACUAUAAUGCCAUGAUAAUUGUUGAAUAUUGUAUCACUUCUAAAUAUAGGCACCAUUAAGGAGAUGGUUCAUGGAAUCGUAACCCUAUCCCAAUAAGUGUUCGAGUAGUUAUAUAUAUAGUUAGAGCUGAUUUGUAAGUUACUUUCGUUUUUAAAAUAAUGUAAACUUCAAAAACUAUCCCCAAAUCUUAGUGUAGUAUAUCAGUGCACUGUAUCAAUAUUCAAGAAAUGUAUCGGAUCAUGUCAUAACAGCUAAAAUCGGGGAGAGAAUCCAUCAAUAGCGGAUCUAGACGAUAAAGAACUUUUAUUGUACACUGCAUGUACACUGUAGUUAUUCAAUUUGACACAUUUCAUAAAUAUGAUGUUAUUCAUAAUAUUUAUAACAUUGGAAAAGAAAAGACUUGGAAAAAAUAAAUCAUAUUCUUGUAGGAAAAUGAAAGCUUCUUUGUAAUGAAUUGUACUGAUUUUUAUUUCAGAUAAAUUAAAUUUUUAAAAAAAAUAUUAUGUUUGAUUUAAAGGGACAUUUUCCCUUUCAACAGCAGGGUUUAAGAAAUAUGUGAUUCUAGGAAUAAUUGCCUAAAUAUGUAUCAGUCGCACUAGGAAUAAUCAUUAAUAUUAUAUUCCAAUUAUGAAGUAUUUGCAAAGUUUAAUUGGCCAGGUAAUUCCUUUGAGAUUCCUCCGACUGACUUAUCCCUCUUUUGUGGAUCUAUAAAUGAAGGUGAGAGGAAUUUUGCAUUUUAGACAGAGUUAAAGAUUUUAAGAAGGGUUUAGCCUAGUGGACCUAUUCACAGACAAGAUGUAAUGUCCCAGUGUUAAUUUCAAAAUAAAAAGGGGUCACAACUUUAAGAAAGAAGAAAAUCACCUGCAAUCAUAGUGCAAUGUAUUGCAACCACUUCUUCAUGCAAGCUUUUUCAAUAUGUAUAUCUGAAAAUGAAUAUUCUGAUGAAUAAUAAGAAAUUAACCAGUGCAUGGACAAUGCUCUGAUGGAAAACUUGUUCCUUAUUAUAAGUCUUAUCUGUCAGAUUGAUAUAGAUAAUUGUUGUUGUACUGAAAAACACCUGAUGUUAAUUUGGUUUGGCCUUGUAAAGGUGUCUAGGUGACUGACACAUUAAAUGCGGGAUUUUUUUUCCCCCGGUCCCCAAAGCAUGUGAAAGAUUUGGACAGGCCGUGACCUUACUACUAUGUAUUUACUCAUCUGAACAAACAUCAACUCUGGUGAGUCAGCUAAUGAGCUUAUCAUGUUGCAAUGUGUUUCCUUUUCAUUUACCUGUAAACAUAUAUAUUAAAGUGUCACCAAUGUUCAUUAGAAUUAGAAACAAAGUAACUGUUCUAAGUAUCCAGGUACCUGUUUUACAUAAAGUUGUCAAUAUUGUUAGUUUAAUGAGUGGCACUCUCAAAUUAAAAACUAUGGACCCCUAGCUGCAUGUAGUUACUUUUGAGUGAUCAAAGUUGUACUGACUUCAUCUCAUGCUAGAUAUAGUACCUGUAGUAUUGCCCAAGUCAAACAUCAAAUGGAUGGACUAAAGCAGCUCUAAGUAUCUCUAAUUGUUGCUAUAUCUCUACACUUAGAGGCCUCCAUCAGUCAAGUAUUAGUAGCCGUGAUAAGGUCAUCAUGCUUGAAAGAGAUGGGAAAUUGAUCCUUUUAAAUUUUUAAAUUUCCCCCGCAAGGGAGCAGGUGUAAACAAGGAGAACUGUCUGUGUUAUUAUAUCUCAGGUGGAGAGAGAAAUGGAUUUAGAAAAUAUAACUUCCUUCAAGGAUGGAAAUUCUUGCUAUCCCAUAAUUAUUUCCUUGCACAGCUUUCUCUAUGAUGAAAUGUUUGACGAAUACUGAUAGUGUUGAAGUCCCUUGACACAUGUAUCAAAGUUUUUAAAGAUAGAAUAUGUUGACUGCUGUUUAUCGACUUAAGGAUAGUGUUUCAGACACUGUUUCAAAGAUUCGGAAUUCUUUGGCGGUGGACAUCAGUGAUGCACAAAGGAAAAAGAAAGCCAGCUUUGAUACAGCCAGUAAGAUUUCGGAGCCCAGGCUUGGGGAACAGUACAGAGCCAUUGCAGAUUACACAAAGGAGGACAAAUGGGACCUGAAUCUCAAGGCCGGCACAGAGGUCGAGGUCAUCGAGAAAACGGAGAGUGGAUGGUGGUUUGUCCAUGUUCAGGACCAACAAGGAUGGGUACCCAGUACUUACCUCAAACGGGCGGAUGGUAUCCGGGAGGAACUGAGCGAACGGGCAAGGCCAGGGGAAGAGGAACAGUACAUAUGCACUGAUGACUACUCUCCCUCCAAUUCUGACGAGAUGGCCCUGGAGAAGGGCACUGUGGUCAAGGUUGUCGAGAAAAACCUGGAUGGCUGGUGGUGGAUUCGACAAAACGGCAAAGAAGGAUGGGCACCUGCAACCUACAUGAUGAAAGCGGAGCAAGCCCACAUGGAGAGGGUAGCCCGGGCCUCUGGUGUUCAGAUUGUGGGUGGGCUACAAGACAUCAGUGAUCUGAUGCAGGAUGAUGGAGAGGAUUCCUGGGAUGAUGAACCUGACCCUCCGCCCCGCCCCACUAAACCGUACCUGACUAAGAAGUCACGCUCCUUGGAGAGGGGAGGGUCCAUUAGGCCACCUCCUAGGCAGAAUUCGAUAAAAAAUAUUAAUAUGAAUAUAAAACCUCCGAAACCAAAGAAGUCCCAGUAUAUAACUAUUGCUGACUUUGAGGACACAGUCGGAGAUGGAAUCAGCUUUUCUAAAGGUGAAAAUGUUGAGGUAAAAGAGAAGACUGUGGAUGGAUGGUGGUUUGUAAGGAUAGGUGACAAUGAGGGAUGGGCCCCCUCCACUUACAUAGAGACCCGCGAGAUGGAAGAGAUACCGGAGGAUAAUCCCCUCUCCAAUGUAAGCUAUGAUGCAAAUUAUUCUGAGGUGGCAAAUGAUAGUGAUGAAGAAGAAGAAUAUGAACAUCCUGAGCCCAAAACAAAUCGUGAUAAUGAAUAUGAAGAAGUUAAAUAUGAAGUUCCGGUCAAUAUUAGUGGGGAGGGAGAGAAACCUAAAUUUGUAUUUUCUGAACAGCCCCAAAACCCUCAACCAGAAAUGGUCAAAGAGAAUCGUAGUUCAAUUCAACCUACUCAUGAUGAAUGGAGGGCGAGGAGGAAUCAUAAAGCAGCUGUAAAACGACCUACUUCUAAGCCACCUCCUCCUCCAGUUGCUAUGGUAGCCAAUAGGGAGAGGAGCCCCGGACCACCCCCAGUGGACCGAUCCUCAUUGACUGCAGCAUUACAAAAGAAAUUGACAUCCAAGGCACCAGAGGAGGUUUCAAAACCUGAUCUGGAGGCAAAAUCAUCUAGUUCAAGUUGUGAUUCUGACAAAAAGCCAAUUCUUCCUCCAAAAUUACCUAUAAAACCAGAUAGUAGCGGAAAAAUCUCACCUAAAGCUCUCUCUCCAAAAGUGCCAAGGGAGAGAAUUCAUAGUGAUGGUGGAAAUAAUUUAGCUGAAAUCCUGAAGGCAAAGUUUGAAUCUCGGAGUAACACAGCAGAUGAAAAUGGAAAUGCAGAUAAUGCAGUUUUUAACACAUUUCCUAAAAAAUCUGGGGUACAGAUUUCCCAGCUGCCAGUAUCCCAAACAAAAUCAAAUCCAGACUUUUCAAACAAGACAGAUUCAAAAACAGCAAAGCCGGUUUUUCCCCAUAAGUUUAAUAAACCAGUUACUCAAAUGAAACCAAGUGAUAAGAAUGAGUUUGCUCCAAAACGACUGAGCAUGCAAGAAGAAAACUCAGAACUGGCAAAUGUUUUACAAGCAAGGCUUAGAAGACAGUCUAAUGUAGAAAUGACCACAUCACAACAUUAUAGUGCUGUAGAAAAACCAAAGAAAUCCUUUCCUUCUAAACCUAUGAUUCCAGAGAAGCCACCUAGUGAGGACAGAAAGCCAAUUCUUCCUCCAAAAACUGAUGGAAAAAAGACUGAGGGAAAAGAGAAUUCUGUAACAAAUGUGACAAAAUCAAAACUUCAAAAGGCCUCCUAUCCAGGCUGGAAAAAGGAGUCGUGCAAACCGAAGUCGAAACCACCAGUUCUUGCAAAACCUAGUAAGUCGGUGUUACCUAAAGAUGACACAAAAAAUAGUAAUAGGACAGAAAGUGACUCCGAGUCUCCUACAAAACCUGGCUUUGCGAAAGAGCUGGCUUCAAAAUUAUCUUCUAACCUCAGAAAACCAGACACAAGUACUGAUCCCAAACCUCCAAUCCCAAAGAAAUCUCCUUUGGUUCAAAAUAUGUGUAGUGCAAAAAUAGAAAACACUGAGCAAGGAAUAAAACCUGUAAAAUCUUCUGUUUCUGUGCAGUCCUAUAGAUCCAUUGCUAAGUAUCAAGCAGAGGGAAGUGGUGAAGUUUCUUUUGAAGAAGGGGUAGAGUUAGAGGUUUUGGAUAAUAGUAAAUCUGAUGGAUGGUGGCUAGUAAAGGUGGGAACCAGUCAAGGCUGGGCACCAGUCACAUACAUUGAGCCCUGUGGGUCUGGUCCACGAUCCCCUUCCCCUGUGUGUGAUUCCGGAUUUACCUCACCAGAAGAGGGAAGUAACUCUGUGUCUUCUGUGAAAUAUAGAACUUGUGCAGAAUUCAUUCCUGAGAGCGAGACUGAACUGGGGUUUAAGGAGGGCUGUGUUGUGGAGGUGCUGGAUGCAUCAGAGGACGACUGGUGGUAUGCGCGGAUUGAUGGUAGGGAGGGCUGGAUACCAGCUGAGUACCUGGAAGAAGUGUGAUUUGCAUGUUGUAGGUUAAAAUUAUGAUUUUUAUCUUGAUUACUAUUCCUGUGCAAUAAUGAAUACAAUAUCUGACUGUAUGGCCAUUGAAAUUUUUAAUUUGAUGAUAAUAAAAAUGCAAGAGGUUUGAAUCUGAGUGCUAGUAAGAAUCCAUCAUAAAUGUAACUGUGUACUGUACAUCAGAAGUGGUAUUGGAAGUGUUUAAACAACAGAGUUUUAAAAGAAGAGAGAAUGGACACUUUUUAUUUUGUGUGUAUGAAAUGGAUAGUUCUUGUAUUGAACUAGACUAGUGUAAGUGGAUAUUAAAUUGUUUAAUUUGUGUAUGUACAGUUUGUUUGAUUGUUGGCUGUUUCUUAAUUAUGUCAGUUUUUGAACAGCGCUAGUUCAAAUUCUUAGUACUAAUAUAACAACAGUGGUCUUGAUAUGACAUCCUAGAUAUACUACCGAGUAUACAUAUUCAGUCAUUGGAUUGAACUCUCAGAUAAAAAUCUCCUUUCACUCAGCUUCAGGACUAUACAAACUGCAUAUUGAUCAACAUCAGCAUGACCUUACAUAUCUGUGUAAUACUGCCUGCCUGUUUUUCCUAAGAAAUGCAAUCUUUUGUCCAGUAUAUGGAAUAUGCAAAGCAUAUUUAACAUAUUUUGAAGGUUAUGUUUUACAUACAUGUGUAUCGUAUAAAAGUGUCAUGAUGAAUAUUACUGUGGUUGUGAUUAUUGUUAUGUGCAUAUUCAUCUACAUACUGUAUCUUUCAUCUACAUGUAAUAUUAUAUUUUCACGUUUAAUAUAUUUAAUUUCCUAAAAUACUCUAAGGUGUAAAAUGUAAACAUUUUAUUUUAUCAAUUUUGUUUAUUGUACGUGCACAGUGAAAUUUGAAAUAACAAAUUUUGUUUAAAAAUGGAAUUUUUCAGUUCCUAUUAUUUUAGCCUUGCUGUAAUGUUCAAUGCAUCGAGUGUUGUGGAAUGAUGUUCGAUUAUUUUACAGAGGAGGGGACACUCUACUGAGCCGGAUGAUGAUUACGAUGAUAUUAUAGAAUCGGGAAUUCCCAGGAAAAAUUAAUUAGCUUAGUUAGGAAACAUAACACUAUUACAAUGAAUUUUGUAUAGUCAAAGAUUAUAGUUGUUUCUAAGAAUUAUGUUACAGAGUGAUAUAGAAUUUCUAUCACUUGUCUGACCACACUUUGCACUAUAUAUAGUCUAAGAGUACUUUUUAAAAAAUACUGAUCCAAGCAGCUACAGAUAAAGGUAAAAAAUAUUGAAUCUUGAUAAUUUCAUAUUACUGUAAAUGUAUUACAUUUAACGUGUAUAGUAUGAUAUUUGACAGAAAUUUAUCAUUCAACAAGUUAGCAUAAACUGGAUUUAUCACUUUCUAAAUGUAAAACAUAUAAAUGUAUAUAUGUAAGACACUUAUCGAUGUACUUGUUUUAGUGGUAGAUACUUUCACGAAAGGCACUACAUGUACAUAAAAUAUACAGCCAAAUGUAUUACAUUUACAGUACGUGACAUAUCGGGGUAGACAGUAAAAUGUUCAGCUAAUUCCUGGGUGCUGUGGAUAAUCCACAGCAAUUUUAUUCUCUUUCAUCUCAUCAUCUUCAUAGAAUGUAUGCAAUUUCUUUCCAUUUUAAUUAAACUUGAAUUUAAGGUAAUAUUCAGUUACCGUUACAUAUAGAUCUAUGCACAAACCUUCAGAGGCAUGUGUUUAUACAACAGUAAAGGGGCUUCUUUCAGUUGAACCACAUUGUAUCAUGAUAAAAAUCAAAUGUCAAUUCAAAUGUAUUUUGUUUAGUGUACAUACAUGAGACAUUUUGAAUAGAUACAAUCAAUUAUCAACUUUAUAAUCUAUUGUGUUCUGGUAAAAUGUCUGUCAAAGUUCUUGUUGCACUCAAUAUUUCCUGUACUAUUUCUUCAUCCUCGUGGGAAAAGGAAUACACUUCUUACUUUUUGAUCAAGAGGUUUUUUUUUGGUCUUGAAAGAUCAUAAUUUGCAGAAUUUCAGGAAGAUAGGAGGAAAUCCGAGAUGGACGACGUAUGACAUAAUAUGGCUUGUUGAUACAACCACUAUCAUGUUUUUCCAUUAUUGAAUGUUACUACACUCUAAAUGCAGUGUACAUCUUUCUACAAAUCUAAAUGUGGUUGCUUUGGUCUUUACCAGUUUCUUGUGAGUUUUGGAGCAGGAUUUACCAUUGUUGAAUUUAUUGUUAACAUUUGUAAGGGUUAUGAAAAAUAAAAAAAAUUGUUAAAAACUUGA